This is a messenger RNA of Chlamydomonas reinhardtii, 3796 nucleotides long. RefSeq lists its product as uncharacterized. The record is from RefSeq and is a predicted model, not a curated record. NCBI's taxonomy places the organism in Eukaryota, Viridiplantae, Chlorophyta, Chlorophyceae, Chlamydomonadales, Chlamydomonadaceae. Bases 163 to 3327 code for a protein of 1054 amino acids. Gene Ontology annotation, molecular function: glycerophospholipase activity; protein binding. The transcript has 2 exons. Gene Ontology annotation, cellular component: cell periphery; membrane; endoplasmic reticulum. Gene Ontology annotation, biological process: ceramide biosynthetic process; sphingolipid catabolic process.
AGCACUCACAUCGCAUCAGGACAGGCGUGCAGACGUAGCGAACACGCGGGUUGAAAACCGUCUAUGAUGCUCGCGGAACGCCUUGUAUAGCACGCUACCGCUACAAGUCCACUGCCACAGCGGAUUUAUGUUGCGAGCACCGUUUCGCGCCAUCCUGCCAGCAUGGCGCAACAGACACAUUUCGCUUAUAGCGCUAAGUUAGGGCGUGUCAUACUGUCGAAUAGUCAUCCAAGACACGUGCGCCGGGGCAGACUAGCACAGGCAGCGCCCAAGCGGCGGCGACUGGGUUACUCAGCCUGGGCUCCCAUAGACGAGGACAGCCCUGCGAACAGCCUCUGGCGGUGCGAGUGCGCAUCCUGUUCUUGGCGCAAGGCCCCUCUAGAGAAGCUCCCGCCUGAGCUCCUAGACCGCAUCGCUCAAUACCUGGCGCCCAACGAGGUGGCAUGCACGCUGCGCCUGCUCAGCCGCACCCUGGCAACCCACUUCCGCAGCCACACAACCGUGCAGCUGUGGCAGCCGGUGCCGCAUCACGCCUUCGUGCGGCGCUUCGGCCGUUGGUCCUCGGUGCGCUCGCUGCCGCUGGCUCAGCGGCGCAAGGUCAUCGCUCUGACAGCGGCCAGCGGCAGCUUGGAGAACCUGCGCGUGGUGGCGGGCGGUCCGGACGUGACGCAGGCGGUUGGCAGUGUGGGCUGCGCACUGACGGCGGAGGUGUUUACCGCCGCCGCGGCAGCAGGCCAGCUGAACAUGUGCAAGGAGCUAUACAGCAUGGGCUGUCCCUGGGACACGAAUACGGUGGAGGCGGCGGCGCGCCGGGGUGACGUGCGCUUGGUGCGUGCCAUCGUGCGCAGCGGCUGCCGUUGGGACUUCCCCCGCGCCCUGUCUGCGGCGGCGGCGGGCGGGAGCUUGGAGAUGAUUCAGGUGUUGAUGGACUUGCAGGAGCGCGGUCCCCACUACACGGGUGGCGAGUGGCGAGACUACAACUGUUACACGGGCGAGUUGGGCCGUUGGUUGUUUACGGCACCACGGGUUCAGCAGCACGCCGCCACAGCCUCCACAGCCGCCAAUGCCGCCACAGCCGCCACAGCCUCUUACGCAGCUUCAGCGCUAACAGCUGCGUCACAAGACGAAGCUGCAGCCGACGCGGCAGCCAGGGCGGCGGCGGCCGCCGUGGACGUAGACAACCUGAUGUGGCGGCAGGGGUUGCGGCCCCUAGGAGAUGACCAGUUGUUCCGCUUGUGGGAUAUUGUGCACAGCGCCGCUUACGGUCUGGGGCUGCAGCAAAUGGCGGAGUACACGCUCGGUAGCGGCGUCCUGCAACAGGGCAACCGGAGCCUGUACAGGCUGUCGCAGGCCAUUGCGUUUGCGCUGCUCAGCCCCACGCCCGACUGGCGAGCCAAGGCCCAGUGGCUGGAGACUCGCUAUGCGGCGGCGGCGCGGGUGGCGGCGGGAGCGGAGGCAGGGGCAGCCGUGCAGCGGCAAGCGGAGGCGGAGGCGGCGAGCCGCCGGUGGGCUGGGGAGCCGGUCCAUUGGCAGCCUGCCGCGCUGACCCGGUCGGUUGUGCACCUUGCAAACCGCCAGUCUCCCCACAUGAGGCCGGACGAGCUGAUUGAGCGCCUGUCCUGGGCCCGGCGCAGGGGCUUCCGCUGCAACGUCCCACCACCAGAGCUGUUGUUUGAGACUGUACCCAGCAGCAAGCACGCGGUCAGCGGGGUCGCAGCGAGCGGCUGUGGCGCCACAGCAGCGGCAGCCGUCAGCGCGGUGCUGUCCUGGCUGUUCGCAGACCAGCAGGAGUUCCCUGCUGCCAGGCUGAGCGACGUGGGGUUCGCACAUGAGCUGGUGGCCGCGGCCGCGUGUGGUGGCGGUGUGGCGGCACUGCAGGCGUACGCGGCGGAGCUGCAGCGGGCACUGGCGGCGGCGGCGGGCGGCGCCGCGGCGGCUAGCGGCAGCGCUGCUGGCGGUGACGGCAGGGGCGGCGGCCUAAGCAGCAGCGCUGACGGCGGCCAGCCCGGCGGCAUGCAGCCGCCGCUGCAGCAGCAGGAGGCUGCUGGGAGCCGCGGCUGCUUGGCGCCGCCACUGCCGCCGCCGCCAUCGCCACCGCCGCCGCCGCCGGUGCCUGCUUGGGCCGGGCGUGCGGCCAUGCUGGCUGCGGAGGCGGGACAGCUGCCGGUGCUGCGAUGGCUCGCCGACACGUACGGCGCCGCCGCGUUGUACGACGCCGGUACGGUGUGGGCCCACGCCGCGCACAACGCGCACGCGCUAGAGGUGCUGAAGCUGCUCCGGGAGGACGGGGGCCCGGGAGGGCUGGAGGCCGCUGCGCGGGCUGUGUCCCGUAGCAGCAGCGGUGCGGGCGACAAAGGCUUGCAGGUGCUGGAGUGGCUGCUGCAGCAGGGAUUUGGGCUAGAUGCCUGGGCGAUGGAGGCCGCGGUGGCGGCUGGCAACGUCCCGCUAAUGUCGAGGCUCCGCGACAGCGGGCUCUCGCUGAGCGCUGGGCUGUGGAAACCUGCGGUUGAGGCGGGCUGGGUGGAAGCGGUGCGGUGGCUCCAAGACCACGACUGUCCGCUGCCUCUGGAGUUGCGGGCCUGGCAAUGGGAAGGUGGGGAGCCUGCUGCGGAGCUUGCGCCACGACAGUCGCGUGAGCAGCUGUACAAAGCUGCGAUCCGGGCCGGGGACCUUGGCAUGGUGCAGGAGCUUUUGAGCAUGUCUGAGUUUGGGUACGAGGGAAGUCGUUGCGGAGUGGCCGUCGUCGGUGUGCGCGAGUAUGGGCCUGCGCUGCGCUCCGCCGCGUGUGAGGCGGUGUGCAGGUGCGUGCCGCUCAUUCGGUGUGUCCUGGCUUUCACGCGACAGCGUGAGACGGUCGUAUUUGAUCCGCAGCUGGAAGGCUGGGACGGAAUCAGGCUGUACAAGCAGGGCAGCCACGAGCAACUGGCGUGGCCGGGGGCUGGCAUGUUCCCCAGUGCAGCUAUGUUUGAUGACUGGGCCACCAAGGUCCAGGUGCUGAUUGCCGAGCACGCCGAGCUCAACAAGUGCUCGCUCGCCAUCUCAAAAUGCCACGAUUUGCGUCUACAGAAUCGCCUGGACAGCGAUGCCGCGGUGGGCCACAGCAUGCAGGUGUCGGUACAGAUGAUGGCCGGCGCCGCGGCCGCAUCGCUGGCGCAACUGCGCGACAUGGUCGAGUGUGUGUUGGAAUGGCGGUUGCCUGCGGAAGGAGCGGAGGAAGCGGCGGAGGGGGCGGCGGAGGAGGAGGAUGAUACGACGGACUCGGAAGCCUCACGCUGGCGGAGUGGGGAUGAAGAGCAGGAGCAGGAGGAGACGCAAGAUGGCUGCUGAGGAGGUGUGGGGUCACGCAUUCUUCCGUCACAGGCUGUGGCACAGGUCGGGCCCGUACAUAGGGGUGGCUGGGUGCACGGGUGUUUGCCGGUGGUGAGCCAUGAUGCGCGCAUCUGUAACUGGGCAUGUGGUUCAAGAUGCUGGCGACGCGCUGAGACAUUGCGGUGCAGUACUAUGAAGGGGGUACUGGUGCGCAGACAGGGCUGACAGCCAGGCUUAUAUGCGCAGACAGAACUGACAGGACGUCAAGGCACAUGCACGUCACUUAUGUCACCAGGUAAUUGGCUGUGUGGUGUGUCAGGUGUAUAUUCAAGCAAUAUUUUUGCGUGGGUGCGCGCCGCGCGCGCUUCCAUGCCGGUAGCCGAGCGGAUGAGGACGCAAUGACGCAAUGCUGCAAACUCGUGAUGCAAAAAACUCGCAAGUUUAAUGUUGCUGCUGCAGCCCUGCCCUGCCUUGCCUUAUCGGGGGU